AGAAGCCCCCAGCUCGCCUCACAUUCUUUGCCAAGAGCUGUGAUUAUUUCACCAAAGUCCGCCUUCCUCCCGGGGCUCCUCUCCCUCCAGCAUCCGGACUGCGAGGGAACUCUUCGCCGGACUCCAUUAAAUGUUUCGCGUAUUUUUUUAUUUUCAUUUUUUUUUUUUUUUGUCGAAGCUAGCUUAAAAGUGCUGGCGGCUGUUAACCGGAAGUGGUUAGCAGGAGAGGGGGGGAAAAGGCACCUCAAACCGGAAGUGGCCGGCAGGAAAAAGGCACCCGGGGAAUAAAAAAAAAAGAGUCAGAUCGGAGUUGAGCAGAAGUCUCCCAGGACGAAGACUUCCUCCGUGCACCGAGUCGCGGCGGGCCAGACAGCGGAGUUUGAUGAUGGGUUUGCCGACGCUGGAGUUCAGCGACUCUUUCCUGGACAGUCCUGAGUUCCGAGAGAGGCUGCAGUGCCAUGAAGCCGAGCUGAACAGAACCAACAGGUUUAUUAAAGAACUCCUCAAGGAUGGCAACAUGCUCAUAGCCGCACUCACAAGUCUUUCCCUCGCUGUGCAGCGCUUCUCGCAGUCCCUGCAGGAGUUCCAGUUCGAGUGCAUCGGAGACGCCGAGACCGACGACGAGGUCAACAUCGCUCAGUCCCUGAAGGAGUUCUCCCAGCUGCUGAGCACCAUGGAGGAGGAGAGGAAGCGACUGAUCCAGAACGCCGACGACGUGUUGAUCUCGCCGCUGGAGCGCUUUCGCAAGGAGCAGAUCGGCGCCGUCAAGGAGGGAAAGAAGCAGUUUGACAAGGAGACGGAGAGGUACUACUCAGUCUUGGACAAGCACCUCAGCUUGUCCCCCAAGAAGAAGGAGUCACAGCUGCAAGAGGCCGACUCGCAGAUGAGCAAAGACCGGCAGGUGUUCUACGACGCUUCACUGCAGUAUGUCUUCAAGAUCCAAGAGGUGCAGGAGAGGAAGAAGUUUGAGUUUGUGGAGCCGUUGUUGGCCUUCCUGCAAGGCUUGCUGACGUUCUACCACGAAGGCUACGAGCUGGCCAGCGAGUUUGAGCCCUACAAGCAGCAGCUGCAGUUCAACCUGCAGAAUGCCCGCAACAACUUUGAAAGCACGCGCGCCGAAGUGGAGAGACUGAUGAAGAGGAUCCGGUCCGCCGAGGAGGACUUCAAGGCCCCGAGCUGCUUCACCAUGGAGGGAUACCUGUGCAUACAGGAGAAACGUCCGCUGGGCAGCGUGUGGACCAGAUACUACUGUACGUACGAGAAGAGUUCUAAGAUGUUCACCAUGAGCAACACCGAGGCCCGACCCUCGGGCCGACAGAACGGCGUCCUGAAUGGGACGCCGGAGAUGUUCAAGCUUCGGUCGUGUGUCCGAAGGAAGACCGACUCCAUCGACAAACGUUUCUGCUUCGACAUCGAGGUGGUGGAGAGACAUGGCGUCCUCACCCUGCAAGCGCUGUCUGAGGCCAACAGGCGCCUGUGGAUGGAAGCCAUGGACGGCAAAGAACCUAUCUACACUCUGCCAUCGUUACUCAGCAAGAAGGAAGAGACUUUUCUCAACGAGACCGGCUUCAGCUUCGUAAGGAACUGCAUCGAGCUGGUGGAAAGCAGAGGCCUCACCACUCUGGGCCUCUACCGCACCGGGGGAGUCAACUCCAAAGUGCAGCGCCUGAUGACCAGCAUAUUCGCCUCCACUUCUGCUUCGGACGCGCAGCUGGACGCGGACGCUUGGGACAACAAGACCAUCACUAGCGGCCUCAAGAACUAUUUCCGGUGUCUGGCAGAACCGGUCCUGACCUACCGGCUGCACAAAGAUUUCAUCAAGGCCGCAAGGUAUGACGACCAGAAGCAACGAGUCCGGGCCGUCCACGCUCUCGUCCACAGACUACCGGAGAAAAACCGAGCCAUGCUGGACCUCCUGACCAGUCACCUGCUCAAGGUCUCCGCCCACUGUGACCAGAACCUGAUGACGGUGUCCAACCUGGCCAUGAUCUUUGGUCCCACCCUGAUGAGGUCUCAGGAGGAGACUGUGGCGGCCAUGAUGAACAUCAAGUUCCAGAACAUCGUGGUGGAGAUCAUCAUCGAGAACCACCACAAGAUAUUCAGCGAGGCCCCGGACCUCUCGGUGCCGUUACCUCAGGCGCCGUCUUCUCGGGCGACUCCUCGGAGGAGCAAAGCCAUCUGUCUGUCAUCAGGGAAGAGGAAGCCGCGCCUUUACCCGCCUGCUCUCUGCUUGGCAGACAACGACAGCGACACGUUCAGCAGCAGCCCGGGCACCACCCCCAUGGGCAGCCAGGAGUCUCUGUCCUCGCACUCCUCGGAGAAGAACGGCGUGCCGCAAGCGUCUCCCCUGUCCUCGCCUCCUCCAGCCCAGCCCAGCCCCUCCCCUCAGGCGGAGCCGUCUCCUUCCAACGGAGGGGAGCGCGAAUGGGCGGCGGACGACCCGGCCGUCCCCGUCAAGGGGGCGUCCUUUGUGGCUUCGUCCAUGUUGUCUCUGCGCUCGGCGGCAGAGCGGACGGAUUCCACCGUCUCCCUGUCGUCUGCCAAGGAGUCCAGAUCUCACUCGUCCUCGUCCACCAUCCAGCUGUCCUCCUCGCACUCCCCCCGCUCGGUCCAGAGAGUGUCCUCCGUCUCCUCCUUGAGAAGCGCGGCGGAGCAAAGGGAGGCGACACAGGCGAAAGCCUCUCCUCCCCAGGAGCACAGGACCACGUACAGGAGGGCCUCCACCUCCUCCUCCUCCUCUUCCUCCUUCUUCCCCUACCAGCGCUCCACGUCGUCCUCGCUCACCUCCCUGCACAUCUCUGAAGAUUAUCGGAGCUGCCACGGCUCGGUGCAGAGUUUGGCCUCGCUGGACCCCCGAGAGGCCUCGCGCAGGAUCUCACACCUCCGCCGAAGCUCCGACGUCAAACACUCCUCGUCCAGCAACGGCUACCAGAGACCCGGAUCCGUCCUGUCAGCACGCGCUCAACAGCGGGACAGCUCGGUCUUCUCCUCCGCUUUGGACAUUUGUCCCUCCGGAAGGGAAGCCAAGGCUCUGUAUUCCUGCGAGGCGGAACACAGCCACGAGCUCAGCUUUCCACAGGGGGCGCUGCUCACCAACGUGCAUUCGUCCGUGGAACCAGGUUGGCUGCAGGCGACCUACAAGGGCAAGACGGGCCUGGUUCCGGAAAACUACAUCGCGUACGCCUGACCGACAUCACUCAAGUGAAAAGACCUGUGGAAGACUGCUGCCUCCUUCCCUCGUCUCCAAGUCCUAAUAAAGGACACGUCCCUCGUGUACACA
Molecule: messenger RNA, 3280 nt
Organism: Nerophis ophidion (straightnose pipefish)
Lineage: Eukaryota; Metazoa; Chordata; Actinopteri; Syngnathiformes; Syngnathidae
Gene: arhgap42a
Product: Rho GTPase activating protein 42a
Exons: 25
Coding region: 383-3187 (934 amino acids)
Biological process (GO): signal transduction
Cellular component (GO): cytoplasm
Molecular function (GO): GTPase activator activity; protein binding
Source: RefSeq, a predicted model, not a curated record